AAAAUUAACACAAGCUCCAGGAGAAACAUUUGCCCAGUUUGCAACUAGAUUGAGGCGAACUGCAAAAGACUGCGGCUAUGGAGAUGAAUCAGACAAUCAAAUUCGCGACGAAAUUCUCUGUAAAUGUUCAAGCUCGUGCAUUAAAAGGAAACUCUUGGAGAAAGGUCAAGGACUUACCCUAGAACCAGCAUUCGAAGUCGCUGAGAACUGUAAGAAAGUUGAUUCGCAGUUGGCAGCGAUGUCCACAGUGAAACGAGAAAGUGCUGAAGUUGCGAAUUAUGUAAAGGUAAAAAUCGUGACUGGCGUGACGGUAAUAAGAAAUAGAGAACUGGUCAAGAUAAAAGCUGCUACAGAUGCGAUAAACUUUGUCAUUUUGGAAAAGAUCCCAGAUGCCCCGCGAAGGGAAAGGUCCGUCGAAAGUGUGGUUUAA
Paramuricea clavata is the source of this 430-nucleotide messenger RNA. NCBI's taxonomy places the organism in Eukaryota, Metazoa, Cnidaria, Anthozoa, Malacalcyonacea, Plexauridae. The record is from the annotation of a GenBank genome assembly.